ACCAGCACCAACUCUCCACUUCGCUCUGAAGCCAUCUUCUGCUCUCAUUCCCACCCCAUCAAUUCCACUGCUCUAACAGCCAUGAAGCUUGCCGGCAUCGCCCUCAUUGCUGCUGCCUUUUCUGGUGUGCGGGCAGAUUGUAAAACCGACGACUCAGCCGCUAGCUGGCCUCUCAAUGUUGAGUACCUUGAAGAGCUUGUCGCCCGACUGUGCAUGUACAGGCUCGGCGGCGGCUUCGACAAAGGCGACAUCAAGUUCGCAUGCGAGCCCAUCGCCGGCAAAACCAAGCUCGAAAGAAUGACCUGGGCUAUUUUCCAAGUCACGUAUAACGGCGACGAUCCUUAUGGGCGCGUGUCGCCCGCGGAAUGCAGCACGAUGCUCACACGGGAGGUUACAGGAUGCGAGCAUGGCGGCCACACGUCGCUCCGGGGCUGGGAAUACAGGGCCAUGCCCCAGCACACCGAUUGCUCGAACGAGGUUGGAGGCACCCCGUCUUGA
Molecule: messenger RNA, 498 nt
Organism: Periconia digitata
Lineage: Eukaryota; Fungi; Ascomycota; Dothideomycetes; Pleosporales; Periconiaceae
Source: the annotation of a GenBank genome assembly